UGGACGUGCCGUACAAAAACAAAUAUGGCGUCUUCGUCUGACGUUCAUGUCCGAAUUUGUAGUCAAGAAAUCAUAAAAUAUGACUUGGAAAUCAAAGCACUCAUUCAAGACAUCAGAGACUGUCCCGGGCCACAGUCUGCACUUUUCAACCUCAACUCUCAGGUCAAAGAAAAGUUUAACAUACUCAGGCUCAGAAUACAGGACUUGGAGCAGAUGGCCAAGGAGCAGGACAGAGAAUCAGACCGAUUGGAAAUACAGGCAGAGACAGAGAGUCAAAGAAGACAACUGCUCAGUAAUCAGAUGGCCUGGAGGAAGGCAAAUCUGGCCUGUAAACUGGCCAUCGACAACAUGGAGAAGGACGAGCUGCUGCAGAGAGGGGAGGCCAAUAGCACCAGACAGAGGAAAGUGACAAAGGAGAGUUUGGUGGAGACAAGCAGUAACAUCACAGAGAGCUUGAUGUCCAUCAGCAGAAUGAUGGCUGAGCAGGUGAAGCAAAGCGAGGACACCAUCACCACUCUGGCCACCUCAUCUCGAACUGUGCAGGAGACAAAUGAGGAUUUCAAAAACAUGACCGGGACAAUCCACCUCGGAAGAAAACUCAUCCUCAAAUACAACCGCCGAGAGCUUACAGACAAACUGCUCAUCUUUCUGGCUCUGGCCCUGUUCCUCGCCACUGUCCUCUAUAUCCUUAAGAAACGUCUCUUCCCUUUUAUUUAGCAAACGGACACUUGAUCAGUUACUUAAAAGUGGAGAACGCACAACCAGCCUAAAGUUUUACAAAAAAAACUCUUUCUUAAACUGUGAACAAAAAUGUCUUAGAGGAAUGUCAUAUAUAUAGCUUGGAAUGAAAUUGUCUUCAUGUGUUACUGAGAGUAAAUGAUUCUUUGCUCAUGUCUGUCUGUAUGCAGAUUUACUGUGCAUUAUUGUUUUCUGGUCAAGUAAGAAGUAAGCUGUCUGGGUGACUUGGAUUGACUUGAUUAAAAAAAAAAAGACUUAUUCAGGGCAAGACAUACCGAUAACCUUUAAUUCCUCCAAUUACCCUAAGGUUUGUCUUUUUGUUUGCGUUUUGUAUGUGAUUUUUUUGUGGCCCUUUUUCUGUAUGUCUGUUAUUGAUGUCUGUUUACAGUGUCACUGCCAGUUUGUUUGACAAACAGGACAAUAAAUGUCAACCAAUUACUGUGCAAAAGUAUUAGGCAUUAUUUUGUGAUGCUAUUAAGCUACAAUCUUUAGCACCCACCAAGGUACGAUGGGUAUUGCUUUCCAGAAGCUACCAUCUUUUUAUCGUGGCUUUAGAUCUAGAUUGUUUUAAUAUAGGCUACUUUUCAUAAAGCCAACUAGUAGAUUUACAAAGUAUUCCCCUUUUAAUGGAAUUUAAAGUAAAGCAGAUGCAAAAGUGAAGAGGUGCAAACACUACCUCAGGUGGUGCAUUCAAAUUUUAGAAAUACAAUAUACAAAAAUAACAUCUUCUAGAGUGUACUUGGUAUAAUAGUGAUACAGUUUCUUAUAUUCAUAUUAGAUGUUCAGAACCUUUCUGAAGCCUACUUCUUACUUUUGCCCUGUUUUGCAAAAUAAUUACAAUGAGGAGCCAAUGGGGGCAACUUCACGAUAUUGUAUUCUCUAUGCACAUAAAAUUAAUCACAGUCCAACAGUGGCAUUAAUAAUGUUUAUUAAAUCAGUCAAAACUACUUAAAAUAUAUUUUUACAUUCAUUUAAAUAAACACUUAAAAAGUGGUGUAUUUCCUGGGGUUUGUUUGAGAUGUGGACGUUCAAGUUGAUUUCAGCCUGUCCUGUAGGUGGUGCCUUGAAAGUGCUCUCAUGACAACAUUCAAAUAUAACCUUAUGACCACUAAGGGAUUAACACAUAUGUUCAUCAUGGCACCUGUAGUGAGUGAGUAGGAUUACCUAUUUUUGGUGCUAAAUCCUUUUAGGUCAUUUGCUUUGAAGGUGCAUUAAAACUGUUGUGGUGAGUUGUCCAACACGUGCUUGUCUUGGCGUUGGAACACCCAAGAUGUUAUUGCUUUGCCUGGAAUGUUUCACCAUAUGGCAUCAAACAUAACCAUCUUUCAUUAAAUCUGUUACACUUCUGUAUAUUGCUUAGGCUGUUUUAUUACACUAAAAAUGUGAAAAACAUGGUAUCCACAGGCUUGCCUCUCCACAGACCUUACUCAUAACAUGGCCUGGUG
Molecule: messenger RNA, 2183 nt
Organism: Periophthalmus magnuspinnatus
Lineage: Eukaryota; Metazoa; Chordata; Actinopteri; Gobiiformes; Gobiidae
Gene: bnip1b
Product: BCL2 interacting protein 1b
Exons: 6
Coding region: 25-717 (230 amino acids)
Biological process (GO): retrograde vesicle-mediated transport, Golgi to endoplasmic reticulum
Cellular component (GO): endoplasmic reticulum; SNARE complex
Molecular function (GO): SNAP receptor activity
Source: RefSeq, a predicted model, not a curated record